AUGAUCCGUUGGAAAUCUGUGAAAAACAGCCUGCUCUUCGGCGGAAUCUGUCUCUGUCUGCUUUUACUCAACAAGAGCCUGAUCGAAGAGUACGAAGAAAAAGAUAGCCAUCAAUUUAAGAGCGAAAACUUGAAGACCAUUGCAAACGAUGAUUUGCCUGUACUUCAAAGCGCUUGCGAUCCCGCUAUUGUUGAUGAGUUGGAACGGUUGAGGAAGUCGAACAAGAAGGCAAGAUGUAUCGCGAACAAUGGCAAGGAGAUGGCUUGUAUGCGUGAUGAGCACGAAUUCUAUUUCCCUUUCUCAUUUAUCAAGAAACAGUACGAUGUAUCUGGUAGAUUGUCUAAAGACGGGUCUCGUUUCGAGUUGUUCACGUCAUACUCGAGAAUACGAGUUCCGGAAGGGGAAUCGUACGAUCCAACGGGACCAUUUGGACACUUUGCCACGCGUGCCAAUGUCUACACAGUGGGACCCCACCCCGUAUUACUAUCCAAUCCAGAUUGCCCAGUAUGGACUCCAGCAUUACAGCAGAAUGAUGGCGAAAUUGUGCUGAAAGGAUUGGAGAGUGCUGAAUGGAAAGGUUCGGCGGGUUUUGAUGAAUCCAGUGAACGAAUAUUCUAUCAUGAUGAGGAGAAAGGCGAUGUGGUCAAUAUAACUGCUAGCGGCGACCUGCGAAAUGCUGGUUGCUACGUGUUUUUGGAUCCAACACCACGCCUUCAUGUGGUGUCCUUUGAUUGGCUGCCUAUCGAAAAUGCUUCCUUCACCAUUUUGGUGAAAGUCAUCGAGUCAGAUUUGCUCGUCCUGCUCAACUACGUUACACAGCAUGAUCCUCGAUGUGUGUGGAAUGAU
Molecule: messenger RNA, 846 nt
Organism: Cylicostephanus goldi
Lineage: Eukaryota; Metazoa; Nematoda; Chromadorea; Rhabditida; Strongylidae
Source: the annotation of a GenBank genome assembly